GCAAUCAUAUAUGUUAUCCAAAGAGUAUUAUACUUCAAUAGUUGAGAUGUUAUCCAAAGAGUAUUAUUCUUCGCGCCUGCUGCUGGCGCAGCCGCAACUUGGUUCUGUUCUGUCGGCACAUGACACGAGCUGAGCUAGUGUUCCUGAAACUGAAAGAUAACGUAUGGUAAACCCUCUUUGCUUGCUAUAAAUUCCCGUCAUCGCGUCCCUGAAUCCUCGCAUUCAACGAACAACGACUACUCUUGACUCCACUCAGGAGCAGAGCAUGGCAGUCAAUCACAAACUCAGCGCCCUCCUCGUGGCCACGGCGUUGCCGCUGCUCCUUCUCUCCACUGCAGGUAAUACGACGAUUUGGAAACAAAUUUUAGCUAUACUUCUGGCUUCCGGUGAAUGCAGAUGGGCAGCAACUUCAGCGAUGUUGAUUUUCUUGCUCGUCAAUGCAGAUGCGGGCGAGAUUGGGGUGUGCUACGGGAGGGAUGCGAGCAAUCUGAUCGAUCCGCCGGAAGUGGUGAAGCUUCUGAACGCGAACAGCAUCACGAUGGUGAGGAUCUAUGACACUGACCCGACGGUGCUCAACGCUCUCGCUAACACAGGCAUCAAGGUGAUGGUGAUGCUACCUAACAAGGAUCUUGCUUCCGCUGGUGCGGAUGUGGGGAGCGCAACCAACUGGGUGAAGAACAACGUGGUGCCGUACCUCAACCAGGGCACGCUGAUCAAUGGCGUGGCCGUGGGAAACGAGGUGUUCAAACAACAACCUGAACUGACUGGUAUGCUUGUCUCGGCCAUGCAAAAUGUGCAAAUGGCGUUAGCGAACCUGAACCUGGCGGAUGGCAUAAAGGUGUCGACGCCGAUUGCAUUCGAUGCACUCGAUGUGUCGUUCCCGCCAUCAGAUGGGAGGUUCAAGGACAGCAUCGCGCAGUCGGUGAUGAAGCCCAUGAUCGACUUCUUGGUACGGACUGGCUCAUACCUCUUGGUAAAUCUUUACCCUAUGUACGCUGCGGCGGAUCCGUCGACCCACAUCUCUAUCGAGUACGCAACGUUCCGUCCUAAUAGUGGUGUGCUCGACGAAAAAACCGGCAUCAUGUAUUUCAGCCUCUUUGAUGCUGAGCUCGAUGCUGUUUACGCCGCAAUAAGUAAAGUUUCCGGUGGUAGCUUGAGGGCAUCAUUGGCCCAAGGAGAUCAAAUGUUAGUUCAAGUUGCAGAAACAGGGCAUUCCUCUGGAAAUACAUUUGGUGGGCCAGUGGUCGUUGAAGCUGACGCGGAUUUGAAUGCAAUAGCUACAAUACCCAAUGCCAAAGCGUACAACAAUGGUCUUAUCAGACGUGUGCUCUCCGGAUCCCCAGGUAAGCACGACGUCUCUGCCUACAUCUUCUCUCUUUUCAACGAGAACUUGAAGCCUGGGCCAGCCACGGAGGGACACUUUGGCCUAUUCUACCCAAACGGCCAGCAGGUGUAUGAGGUCAACUUUCAAGGUGGUAGAAGUCCCUGUCCAACGAAUGCAAGCUGGUGUGUGGCGAACCCGAAUGUUGAUAAUGCGGCAUUACAGAGAGCGUUGGACUGGGCGUGCAAUAAUGGCGCAGACUGCAGCGCUAUCCAGCUGGGCAAAGCAUGCUAUGAGCCGAACACCUUAGUUGCACAUGCAUCUUACGCAUUCAAUGAUUACUACCAACGCAAGGGCCAGGCUAGCGGCACGUGCAACUUCAAUGGUGUCGCUUUCAUCGUCUACAAGCCAUCACCAAGCAUCUGCGAUCCGAACCCAAGUUGGUGCGUUGCGAAAGAUAGUGUCGGGGAAGCACAACUACAGAAUGCACUAGACUACGCGUGCGGUAGUUGUGCCGACUGCAGCGCCAUACAGCGCGGUGCACAGUGCUUUAAUCCGGACACCAAAGUGGCUCACGCAACCUAUGCAUUCAACGACUAUUACCAGACAGCCGGUCGGGCCAGUGGCUCGUGUGACUUUGCCGGUGCCGCAACCAUUGUCACACAACAACCAAAGAUUGGAAACUGCCUACUCCCACCAAACAACGCUUGAUCAGAACAAACUGUCUAGGAAGACCAAAAGCUAGCCUAGCUAGCUACCAAAGGCAGUGAGGAUGGGAUUAAAGAAUAAUUCCAUAUUCUUCUACAGAGAAAAUAAGGAUUAAACUUUUUGUAUUUCCCGUUGGAAAUUUUAAAUAAAUAAAUGUACUGUUUGCUCCUGUUGAAUGAAAUUCCGCAGUUACUUGUUUCAGAAAAAAUAAAUGUACAUCAAACUCCUUCAGCAACGGAAAACACAGCAGUGCAAAUGUACUGAUGUGUCCAAGGCGUUUCC
Molecule: messenger RNA, 2311 nt
Organism: Oryza sativa Japonica Group (Japanese rice)
Lineage: Eukaryota; Viridiplantae; Streptophyta; Magnoliopsida; Poales; Poaceae
Product: glucan endo-1,3-beta-glucosidase GIV
Biological process (GO): carbohydrate metabolic process
Cellular component (GO): plasma membrane
Molecular function (GO): hydrolase activity, hydrolyzing O-glycosyl compounds
Source: RefSeq, a predicted model, not a curated record